AUGUUUGGUGCGCGACGAUUCUCUGUAUGUUGCAGGAGACUUAGAGCUGUUGAACCCACACAAAAUUCCUUGAACUCCGAACAGUUAGAAAAUGUCAUAGAAACUAUAGCGACAAAGAAGGGGUCUCAUUCUGAACAGAAUUCCGAUUUGAAUCGACAUUUACAUCACAGUACAAAAGGAUCCAAAACUAGAUCAGGUAAUUCUGCUACUCGUCCUUUCGGAAAAACUCUAUUUCGCCGUAGGAUAAGUAACUUUGAUGGCAUGGCUCAAUAUAUAUCCCUCGCCAACUUCAAUGAUUCCAUAGAUAAGGUUCCUAACGUUUAUCCAGAACUCAAAAAUGUUAUUUUCUCUCCUGGAGUUCAUUACAUGCAGGAUCCUAGAACAAAACGAAUCAAUUUCAGUCCUAGUCUACUUGAUAUCCCCCAUGUCGAUGACUUCAAGUUCGAUAAGGUGAAUCCAUUCAUAUCACCUUCGCAUGACUCUAAAUUGUUGGAAGUUGCGAAUGCACAUAACUGUUCUAAUACAGAUGCUGAUGAUAGCAUUCGAUACUACUCAUCUACUUCUUCUCUCACGGGAAUUCUUCGUCAGUUUCACCUUUUACUAAGCAAUAACCGUCCUCUUGACACUUCAUUUCUUUCCAAAUCUUUUCCAUCCGUCACCACAAUGUCUCCCAGUUCCCGAUUUCCUGUUUGCUCUGUGGUAACACCGAAACAGGUGGGUUCGGAAUCUAUUUUUUCCAUCGAUUCAGAUCGAUCGGCUGAUACAGAGUUGAUACUAUCCUGUUUAGGUAAUGUUAUUGAACUUAUGCUAACUACGGACAAGGAUACAUUUAGCAAGUAUCUGAAAGGCUCGCCUGAUGAUCCAGAAGCUUCAGGUAGAGAUUCUGGCUCGGCGUAUCAUUAUGCCAAGUUUGGAAAGUUUCUCAUGAGGUCGCAACUUGAUGCCAAAGAUAAGGAGUUACCGGGAACAGGAGUAUUUGAUCUCAAGACAAGGGCUGUAUGUGCCAUUCGCUACGAUAUCUCUCACACCGAUUUCUUCCCCACCAAUUACGAAAUCAAUCGUACUGAAGGUCUCUACGAGAGCUUUGAGAGGGAAAUCUUUGAAAUGGCCAAGAUCGUCAUGUUUAAAUAUGGUCUUCAAGCAAGAAUUGGUAACAUGGAUGGUAUUCUGGUAGCAUAUCACAACGUGAAGAAUAUUUUGGGGUUCCAAUACUUCCCAUUGUCAGUUAUUGACGAUAUCUUUUUUGGACAUACUGAUGCUUCUGAUAUUGAAAUCUACAAAACCAACCGAAGUAAGGGUAAGCCAGAUGAGGAAAAAGUUGAAAAGAAGUUGAAGGGGAUCGUGAACGACAUCGGUCUGCACUGGCAAAAUAAAAGAGAAGCCUUGUCAUCUUUGAUGGCCAAACACGAAUUUAAAGUGAGUUUGACGAUUUUACAGGAUUUGCUGGAUAUUUUGACCGCUAAAUCUAAGGGUAAACCAUUCAGGAUGAUUGUCAAAUACUGUAACGGAGAUACUGCUUCAGAAACUUCUGGUGACAUAGAAGUUAUUGCCAAUAUUAUUGAUGAGAAGGACAUUGAUCGAUUGACACUUUUAGGCGAUCAAAAGCUUCAGCAGGAUAAAGAAGAGUUAUCUGAAUCCCAGAAAAAUGCCUCUAAUGAGUUGUUGCCUAGCGAUAGAAUCAAAAAGAUGUCUCGGAAUGGAAACUUUCAAAGAAAGCGUUUCGAGCGGUUAAAUGGACAAAUACUAGAUAAAUCGUACCCGAAUGGUACUUUUAUGUUCCAGAUCACGUGCAAGCACUUUUUUGACGGUACGUUAUGCCAGCAGAAGUAUCCUACUCCAUCAUUGAAAAUAUUGGAUAAGAAUGACGAUUUUGAAUGGGAAAUUCAAUACAAGAUCGAUGAAAUCAGUGACAAGAAGUUCAUCAAAGAACGAUAUUUUAAAAAUGUCUCUCGCAUUGCUAUGCAUUCUUUUGCUUCUGCCUCUUCCAAUACUGCACCUACUACUGUUCCGACUGGUUUGGAGGAGCAUUACCUUGAUACGAAUGCCAGCUUUUACCAGAAUGUGCUCAGAGCUUACAGUGAUAAGGCUGUUAAGAGAAGUAAGCUUUUCAAACGAUCGCCUUUCUCUAAGGGAAGAAAUGCUUAA
Messenger RNA from Brettanomyces nanus, 2145 nucleotides. RefSeq lists its product as uncharacterized. Lineage: Eukaryota; Fungi; Ascomycota; Pichiomycetes; Pichiales; Pichiaceae. The transcript has a single exon. Gene Ontology annotation, cellular component: mitochondrion; mitochondrial envelope. Gene Ontology annotation, biological process: mitochondrial RNA 5'-end processing. The record is from RefSeq and is a predicted model, not a curated record. Bases 1 to 2145 code for a protein of 714 amino acids.